Messenger RNA from Penicillium verhagenii, 2082 nucleotides. Its product is annotated as putative C6 transcription factor. The record is from RefSeq and is a predicted model, not a curated record. Gene Ontology annotation, molecular function: sequence-specific DNA binding; DNA-binding transcription factor activity, RNA polymerase II-specific; zinc ion binding. Bases 1 to 2082 code for a protein of 693 amino acids. Lineage: Eukaryota; Fungi; Ascomycota; Eurotiomycetes; Eurotiales; Aspergillaceae. The transcript is spliced from 3 exons. Gene Ontology annotation, biological process: positive regulation of transcription by RNA polymerase II; DNA-templated transcription.
AUGCAGUGCGACAAUGCAAUUCCAACCUGCUCCAACUGCCAAAAGGCGGGAGUCACGUGUGACAAGUCCAGUGUACGAGAAGACGCAGGUCGUCAAAAUGAUUAUACACGCGCACUGGAAGAGCGGGUAGCUUUCCUUGAAGGCAAACUGGGUCUCACUGAGCCGACAACUGCCCAAGACCCUUCUGGCGCAAACGCUGCGAGGUCAAUAUGGUCUCCCACGGGUGUACAGAACACUCCACGGAAUACCCCGUCUAGUAUGGACAACAAUCCCGUCGGCGAGAUUGUGGGUCUCCUUGCAUUAAGCUCAUCCGAAGCACCCGCAUAUGUGGGAGCAAGCUCGGGCCUCGCUUUGGCCGCUAAUCUAGGCGAGCUGGUACAAACCAGUGUCUGGAACCAGUUCGUUUCGAGAAUGCAUCAAAGCCCAAAUCCAGCAUGUGGAAAUGCUUCCCAGAGUACGGCGGCACCCAGCACAAGCCAGUCGCAGCCUCAGCAGGGGAGGGGUUGCUCACGGACCCGAGAUCUGGAAUUUCCAAAUGAUGAGACUGGAACAAAGAUUCUAGAGACUUACUUCUUGAGACUUCAUUCUCGAUAUCCAUUUUUGGAUCGGACACGAACAUGGGAACUUCAUAAUGAGAGAGAUCGAUUUACGAAAAUAAAGCGUGAAGACCUCACCCAGGCUGAUCGAUAUGCGAUAUUCAAAUUGAAUCUGAUAUAUGGUAUUGGUUCCACAAUGCUUCAGAUGAACGGCAACAAAUCAUACCUUACAUUUUCAUCACCUGAACGAUAUUAUAUAACUGCGCUGCAAUAUUAUAUGCCAGCAAUUUGUGAAGCACGUUCCAUCGAAAAUAUCGAAGCCAUGGUCCUCCUAGUGGUCUAUCACCUGCGCACUACAUCUAGCCAUGGAAUGUGGUACAUGAUUGGACUUGCCAUGCGCACAGCCAUUGACCUUGGCCUCCACCGAAAGGCAAAUGAGAGAAACAUGGACCCAUUCAACGCACAAAUGCGACGAAGACUUUUUUGGACAGUAUACUAUCUCGAGCGAGUUGUCGCAAUGUCUCUUGGUCGGCCAUUCAGCAUAUCUGACCGACACAUCGAUCUCGAUCUCCCAUGGGACGUCGAUGACGACGUAGAAGAUCCCGCAAUACUCACAGCACCACCAUCUCUGAAUCCCACCAAAACAACAAAUCUCACAUUCGCGGUCUACCUCUUCAAACUCCGACGCAUCGACUCCAGAAUCCUACACAAGAUCUACCGCGCCGACCGCCUAAUAUCCUCCCUCCGACCAAAAAUGGACCCCUUAUACCUUGAGCUCGAGCAGUGGAAAGAGUCUGCCUUGCUCCGUUUCCGUGGCCCAGAUCUCGACUACCCCAUGCUCCAUUACCACAGAGCCGUACGACUAUUAAUACAGCCAUUCCUUCCUCUCCUCCCAAUAACAGACCCAUACUACCACAUUUGCCUCCGCGCCUCAGGAGAAAUCUGCCAGUCCCAAAAACGCCUCCACCAAACUCUGGAAUACGGCCACUCUUUCCUAGCCGUUCAGACCAUCUUCAUGGCAGGCAUCACACUCCUCUACGCGCUAUGGACCCACACUGAGAAAGUCUGGUCUGUCGCCAUGAGCAACGAUAUCCGCGCCUGCUCAACCGUGCUAUUUGUAAUGGGUGAGCGCGCAGCCUGGGUCAAGAAAUACAGAGACGCCUUUGAGCUCCUCGUCAAUGCCGCCAUGGAAAAAUUACAGGGCGAUGAAACCGCCCGGAAUACCGGCAUUGUGGAGCUGAUGACAGCCCACUGUGCACAGAAUGGUAGCGCUUGCGUUGAUAAUAAUAACCCUACGUCUGGCAUGCCGAGUGGAGAGAAGUUCCCCAUGGCGAACCCAGCAGGCUUGGCGCCGGAAAUUGGGGUUUCGGGUUUCACCUAUCCGACCGACGACACUGGGCAUGCUGUAAGAAUGGCGUUGCAGCUUGCCCCUUGGAUUGAUCAGGAUGAGAGUGAUCCGAUGUGGAUGCCGGAUUUUGAGACGCUGGAGAACUUGUCCGGAACUUUUUGGAGUCAUGCUGAUAUGGCUCUUUUUGAUGGAUUAUAA